This is a messenger RNA of Culex quinquefasciatus (southern house mosquito), 534 nucleotides long. It is a transcript of the gene Sbat, whose product is annotated as N-alpha-acetyltransferase 38, NatC auxiliary subunit. The transcript is spliced from 2 exons. The record is from RefSeq and is a predicted model, not a curated record. Gene Ontology annotation, cellular component: NatC complex. Bases 90 to 425 code for a protein of 111 amino acids. Gene Ontology annotation, molecular function: RNA binding. NCBI's taxonomy places the organism in Eukaryota, Metazoa, Arthropoda, Insecta, Diptera, Culicidae.
GUCAAAAAAUCAAAUCAUAACAUUGCGUUUUGUUUACAAAAGUGAGCCAGAUUGUGAAAUUCUUCACAGAAAACAAUUAAAUUGCCAAAAUGAGCAGUGACGAAAAGGACACCGACGAUGAAACCUGGAACAAGAUUCAGGCAAAGCGCGACGAGCACAAGGCAAUGGUGGAACAGGAAACCAACCCCAGUCGGAAGAAGCUCCGGUCCUGGCUGAACAACACCUUCCGGGUGAAGAUGUCCGACGGGAGGAUUCUGAUUGGGAUGUUCGUUUGCACAGAUGCGGACGCGAACGUGAUUCUGGGGCUGACCAGCGAGUACACGGAACAGGGCGGAGAGGAGCGGAUUCUCGGGUUGGUCAUGAUUCCAGGGCGGUACAUCGUUUCGAUCGAAGUCGAGGACAAUUCGGUUGCUGCUGCUAGUUAAGACAGACUGGGGGUUGGUUUAUGUAGCUUUAUUUAUUGAUGUAUUUCCUAAUAACUGUACAGGGCGCGCGAAAUAAACAUGUAAAACAAGUCCUUAUUGAUCCACAAAA